Molecule: messenger RNA, 7908 nt
Organism: Pomacea canaliculata
Lineage: Eukaryota; Metazoa; Mollusca; Gastropoda; Architaenioglossa; Ampullariidae
Exons: 7
Coding region: 199-2322 (707 amino acids)
Molecular function (GO): interleukin-17 receptor activity
Source: RefSeq, a predicted model, not a curated record
AGUUUUUCCGGUAAGAAAUUGUGUCAGGACAAAAAUUGUAUUCGCCAAAUGAAAACAACAGGAUUUGUGGUUACCCUUACACCUUUUAUUUCAAGUGAACUGGAAUUCAGUCUACACCAGGCUUUAAAAUGCAAAGAGAUGAUGCUUUGAUGACUUGAUUUUACCGAUCCAGUCAUUGUUUUGGUCAACUAAUAACUCAUGGAUCCAGGACAAACUUCACAUUCUCACUCAACAUCUACUACAAUAAAGACUACUCCAAGCAUCGUCAAUGGAGGACCAAUCAUACAAGAGUCUCAAGAGUCUGCAGAGUACCAGAAGGCCUUACAGACUGUGGUUGGCACUGCCCUUGGCGUCAUUUUCUUAGUGGGAAUUAUCGCCUUGAUUUUCCUUCUGUACAGGCUUCGUCAUCAAAGGCGGCGCCCUCGUUUAGUGAAUGGGACAACACAGCAUUCUCCCAGUAUCAACAGAUCAGUCAGCAUAGAUGCAGGAGGCAAACCAGUCCCUUCCGUGCUUGUCCUGUAUGCUUUUGACUGUGCUGUGCAUGAGGCGGUUGUGGUGGCCCUGUCAGGCCUUUUGAUGGAGGCCUGUGGCGUUACAGUGUGCCUAGAUGUUUUUGAAGAAGCAUCUAUUAUGGAGCAAGGCCUGGAAGAUUGGCUGGGGGAUCGAUUACAAGAAGCUGAUUUUAUCAUAGUUGUGUGCUCUUUGGGUGCUCGACUGCGCUGCAGCAAGAAGCGGGUUCGAUUCCGUACAGAACAGAAUCGCACGAUUCCAGACUACUUUGCUGUUGCAGUGGAUUAUGUAGCAGAAAAACUCCGGGCAGAGCGAAGCAAAGGGAUGGACAUUGGCAAGUUCAUAGCUGUUGUGAUGGAUUAUUCUCGUCUGAGUGAUAUCCCACCUCAACUAGAGGCUGCCAAAACAUUCACUUUGAUGGGUGGCUUUUAUGCUCUGUGUUCACACCUGGCAUCCAUGUUACCUCACAAAGUUCAGCUUCUGGAAGAAAGGGGACCGGAUGUGAAUGCAUGGCAGCAGACGGAAGCUGGGCAGGAACUUUGGGCAGCCCUGGGUCAAGCACGAGACUUUUUUCAGGUUAAUCCUAACUGGCUGGAGGACAGACUGGAACCUCCUCCUCCCAGAGCAAGGACAAAAACACGGCACCGGCGUCGGCACCAUGAUGGCGAGUCUCAUGAACAGCCCCUCCUGCCCAAGGACAGCUUUUCCACUCAGGACAUGGCUGACCUGAACCUCAGCACAGGAGAUGACGCUGCUUUGCAGGGUCGUCGCUGGCAGACAGAAGGCCGUAUGUGGUUUGUCAACAGUCGCCCCAACUCCUUACCCUCUUCUUUGACCAGCAGCCAGCCGUCCGCUGCUCACACUUUGCAGGGGGUGUCCCGCAGUGUAGAUAGCUUUCCCGUAGCUGUUGGUCUGGACCUGGAUGGUCAGGACAGACCAUCCUGCCUUGCUUGUCGGUACCAUCAGCAAGGAUGGGCAGUAUCAUCUGGGCACAGACCGCCGUGUCCUGUGCACACCUGCUCUCAACAGCAAGCCAGCAUCCUCUUGACUGACACUGAUGGAGAAACAGACAUAGAACUAGGAGUGGAGGUGUCCCCUGAACAGCGUUGCUCCCGCAGUAAGUCUUUACCUGCUGUAGGAGAAGCAGUUCGAACAUCUCCUUCAUACUGCCCUCACCUUUCAUCUUCUCAGACCUUGGGUGAGGGUUGGCCGAGCAUUCAUCUUGGGAGCUCACGGACAGUGCUGCAAGCAGAAGUUCAUAAGGAGUGGGGAGUCAACAAAGAUGUCGAGGCUCACAAAGAGAAUGCCACAAAGACUAAAGAGACAGAAAAGGAAAUGGGAGACCCUGAGGCUCCUUGGAAACAGCAAAGCCAGCCUCUGAAAGGCCUUGAGAUAGACAUUAUUGAGGAGGAUGGGCCAAAGGAGUGGAGAUCAGACACUAAAGUCAGUGGCAGAGCCUCACCAUCCUCUCUGUCAUCAGUGUCAACUAUUUCGUCAGGCUCAGCUGGAAACACUGGCUCUGAUUCUCUGGAGAGGGACCUCCUAUCGCUGACGAUGCCACGCAUAUUUGAUCAUGGUGCGGACCACAGAACAUUCUCCCUUCCUGUAGGGUCUGCUCUGGGGGCUCCUCCACGGAGUUUUUCAUUCUCUGCUCCUGUGUCGAGCCCUACUUCCUUGGUGAAGCCAGCACCCUGCCUGACUCCUCUUCAUGUGGUCCCACCACCUGACUUAACAAAUCUCUCUUUUGGUACCUACCUACAGUGUGAUUUAGGUCUUUCAGAUGUGCAGUCCUUAAAAGAGGAUGUCCUUUAGUGAAUGCUGUAGACAUACCCGCGUAGACUGCCAAGCAGCAGGUUAUGCAGUUUUGUGGUGCUCUUUGCAAGCUCAAAAUCCAUAUUAAAUGGAUGUUUUGUAAGAAUGAGCUAUUGUGCAAUCAAUCUGUUUGAAUUCUGGCCCUCCUGUUGGCUAGAAAGCUGUUAGAUGAUGCCCAGCAUGUUACAGAAAUUGUCUAAAAAUAUAAUGGAGGUGACUUCGAUCAAUUGUUAAAACUUGUUUGAAUUUUUUGUUUGUUUGUGUUUUUUUUUUAAAGAAAGAAAACCUACCGGCUGUCUGUGAUGCUAAGUGUUUCUGUAUCAAUAAAUCACUAAGUUUUAUAUAUGGUGCUGCCUUGAAGCAUGUUUGAUGUUGAGAGUAUAUUCCUUUAUAUGGAGUGUGGGGAAGUGUCUCUGUUUUUGUAAUGUCUUGAAAAUAGUUUACAUUUGACUUCAUGUGAUAUUUUUUUUAAUAUUAUGUGUAUUCUGUGGUUUAUAAAUGGAAAUUUAAAAGGUUUUGAGGCUUCAUGUUACAAUAAUUAAUCUGUGUCUCUGAAAUGUUAUAUUGCACCCUACCCCAUGAAGCUGACUGUCUAUAAAAGUUUAAGCUUUUUUGUGAACUUGAAGGCUUCAGAUUAUGAAAUGGCUAUUAAUGACAGACAUGAAGUUAUCUUUUUUUUCUACAGGUACUUGGAUUUCAAUAUAUUUUUUAAAUAAUGCCUUGAAUCCUGUAUCUUCUCAUUGUAAAAUAAGGGGAAAGGCUGUUAUGAAUGCUGUGAAAAAAAUUUCAAGAUAAAGAGAAAAUGACAAGAGGGUUGGAUGGCACAUCCAUCUGAAGAACAAUCAAGUCUUCCCUUUACAAAUGAAAUUGCAGAACUUGUGGAAUCCCAGCUCACAUGCAAAUUUAGAUUUUUAGGGUGCUUUUUUUUGUUAGGGGUGAGGGUCAAAAAUGAUGAAUUGGUGAGCUUACAAAGGUUAUCGUAUACAGAAAAUUUCAAAGGUAUUUUUUCUUAUCUUUCUUGAAUGUUACAAGUGAUUAAGCACGUUCAAGCAUGUGCUAUUUACUGAUUUUUUGUGAACUAUUUUGCAGCAACAAGUAUGCUGUAGGCAGAGCUCAAAUACAAAUAUUGUUUAGUACAUGCUGUACAUUGCGGUUGUUAUUUGUCACAUCCAGUGGCCACUGUCCAAGCAUAUCAUAAGUAGUGACCUUGUACUGUAAUUUGCUACACCUGCUGCCACAAAUUUUCUGUUAACUACGGUCACAAAUAUCUUGAUUCUUCCAGAGUAUUAGAUUUGAAAAGGUGUGCUGUAUUAAUACAUUAUCAUGUUUAUUAUACCUGAUUAGCAUAGCAUUUAUGAUACAUUGCUAUUAUUAUUUUUACUAUACUUCAAAAGCAUAGCUAGUUGCCACAUAAAACAAAACACAAAAAAAAAACCACCAACACAAAGGGCACUACUGGGAGUGCACAUAAAGAUGAAUAAAUGCAAAACAUUUAAGGCUGCAAAUGUUGAAAAGGCAUGCUUCUGAAAAUACAGUCGUAUGAAUUUGACUGUUCACUGUUAAAGAGAGUAGAAUGUGGCUUGGUCUAGCUUUGCUGGUAAUACUAAUUCAGUUCAGAGGGAUUUAACCCAUACACAUGAUGCCUGGCAGCACAACAGUUAAGCAUUUGUCACCUUUGGAAUGAUAAUUGGCUGUCAAGGAUUCAAAUCUCACCUUGGGUAUGCUGUUCUUUCUCUGUAUGGCUGCUAUAGUUGCUGGUUUGGUCUAAAAUAUCAGCAGCCAUCACUUUCCCCUUUAAUUUUCAGAAAGCACUUUGGAAGUUUUCCCUAAAACUAUUGAUUUAUUGCAUGAUGCUUUUGUUCUUGUUUCAAUGUGCUCAGAAUCAAAAAAUUAAAAAAAUUAUUGCAUCUACUAAAACGUUUUAUUAAAACCCCCCAGAAAAUGGAGGCCUAUAAUAAUAAUGAAUUUUAAUGCAAUAGCAUGUGAAGGGAUAUGUAUACUUUGUAGUUUUUAAAGCAGAAUAAUAGAGUAAAUUAAGGUGUCAACUCGUUGCCUUGCCUAUCCCACCUUUUGCCACACUUUUGGCAUUAUGGAUUUCCACAUAGCUAUGGAUCAUAUUUACCUUCUUUAUGUCGCCACCCUCGCUGCUUGCACAUUUCAGGGUGUAGUGGUUAAAACUGCAGUGGGAAACUCAGGGUUCAGAUCUCGUCUUGGUACAUUCUCUUUAUUGCCACCUGUCCACAGGGCUGGGCGUCGGGGGUUUUCUCUGGAUACGCUGGUUUCCACCUCCUUCCUCUUCCCCAUGGUGCGCAUUCACCUCAAGGUGGAAGCACUUUCCUUCUAAACCAACCAAUCAACCUUCACUACAUUUGUGUUGAAUGAAUGGUGGCAAGAUAAUAAGUUGGAACUGUAUCUACUGAUUUGCUGGGUGUCACUUUUCUUAACAAGCAAUGCAACUUGACAUUAUUAUGGUGCUCACCUUGAGCUAUCAGAUUUUUCUUGUUUAAAGCACCCAUGAACACACACACACAUAUUUUGUUCUCUUUUAAAUGCAAAUAAAGUCCAAAGGAGGAAGAGCUUUAAGGAGCUUGAUGUGUGCACAUAUCCUGUAAACCUAAAGCAUGAAGUCCAUUGUUUGCUGCUCAUAUGCCAAGUUGGCUGUUUUCACAGCCGUUUGAGAGAGAAAUCUACUUUUUUGAAUAUUUAGAUCGCCAUAAACUUAUCACUCAGGACCAAAAGCCCCAAAUGCUCCAUCGGCAUGUAAAUCAUACUGUUUUAGCUCUUAUCUGCCCCUGCUUAGAGUAAGCUAGAAUGGAUAUCCUGGGAUUGGACAGUUACCACUGUGUUCUCUCAUGUUCUCUCUGUCUCUUACAGACACGUGUACACAUCCACACACAGAUAUGCAGAACCACACUCAUGCACAAAGUCUCUAUUCUAGCUAAAUGUUGUAAUCACAGUUAAAUCAGUUUAUUUUUUCAAAUUUUAAGGCCAAACUUGUACCUUAUAGUGAGGACAAAAAAAAAGAUUUGACUCAAGGGAGGCAAGUGAGGAAUACACGUGAUGCUAGCUGCCCUAGUUGCUCUGCUUCACUAAUUCUUCAAUCUGGUUUGAUGAGUACCCUCAUCUUUAUCCACCAAAUCAAAUCCAUUCUUUGUUGUCAGGCAGAAAUUUUGGCAUUUAAAUCUCACCUCUACAGAGUAGCCUGAGGUGAGUUAGCAACUACAAGGAUCCAAAUCUCCUUGUGUCCAGGUGUUCAUCAUGACUUCUGGGUGGCUCGUCAUAUACGAAAUACAUGUUUAGCAUAGCACCCAGAUCUUGAUAGUAUCUAAAAGUAUUUAAUGGACAUAUACAUUAUAUGAAAAACAUUUCAAACUGCAUAAGAUAUAAACUUGUCAAUAAUACAUUCAUAUCAUUUAUUUUUGUAGCUCUGAUCACAUAUGAGAAGCAUCGACAUCUUGCGUGUGGGUUUUUCUUUUUGGUUCAAUUGUGCAAAAAGAUGUUCUAGUCUCAUAAAGUGAGAUUUGUUCAAACACAGAGUCAUGCACAAAGUUAAAAAUUUUUCACCUGCUAAUAAAGCAGAAUGUGUGAAGUGAGAGUUUCUUUUUUUUUUCUUUGUAUAUUGUUGAUAAGAACUGAUUUAUAAUAUCAUGAUGUUAAUAUGUAAGCAUAUCUGUAGGGUUUUUCCCUUUCAGUCAGUCGUCCCUUGACUGGCACCUGUCGUUUGGGGAAUCACUUGGAUAGAUAUGGCAGCUGACGGGGCCACUCUUCCCUAUUUUGGGUGAUAGUCAGCAGGUCCUGUACAGGACGACCAGCCCAGUCUUUAACAUUUGUAAGUCAGUUCUUCCUCCGACCACUUCGGCGUUGACUUCUCUCCAAGGUGCCUUGAAGGAUAGUCUUCGACAAAGUGUGACCUGGCAUAGAUUUAUCUUUCAUUCGUUAUUUACUCCAAGAUAUCGGUACUCUUUUGUAGAGACAGACUGUAUGUUCUCAUGAGCACCUUUUGUUGUUGUUGCAUUUUACUGACUAUUAGGCACAGAUGGUACACUGGUUUGCAACCUGGGUUAAAAUUCUAUCAGUUAAAUAGAAAAAAGAGGACUUUGUUAAUCCAAACAUGUCUCUUCUCUCAUGAUCUAAAAUAACUAAUUUUUAAUAAUUUAUGCAGGAUAUGAAGUCGGUAUUGAAAAAUAUUCCUCUUUAGGAAUAAGGUUUGAAUCAUUAUAUUUGAACAAUUAUUCCCCAUCAUGAAAAGCGAGAAAGAGUAGGGGGGAGGGAAAUGUAACUCCAUUCUACUUGAAGCCCCCUAUGGAAGCAGCUAUGAUUGUCUUUCUUGCAACAUCUAACAGAAUUGAAAGUAUCAGUAUCAUUCACAGUUUAAAAAAAAAAAUCUAAUAUCGCAACAAAUUAAAAGGCAGAUUAAUGCCUAGAAAUUAGUUUUUUAAACUUGCUUCACCUCUUUCAAAUGGUUGCUGUAAACAGGUGUGUCUAGUGUUAUGGGUACAACCCAACACAGAUUUCCCGGUAAUAAUCGAAGACCUGUUUUAGCCUUUCCAACAGCUUCCUACAUAUUUUCAAAGAUUUUUGAGUAGGCAACAGCAGCAGAUUCGUAGAGAGGAGUGUUUGACAUAAAAAUGUCAAUAGUAGGUCAAUGGUGGAAACGCCUCCCAUGACAAAACAACAUGUUCUAAAGGCCUUUGAAACUUUUUUCUUCCUUUUUUUUCCUUUCAAUUUUUUUUGCAAAGACUUUCUGCCUUUUGCUGCAGCCAUUCUGAUGGAACAUUUCUUAGCUGCACAUAUGGAUUUCUUGAAAAUGCUAGAUUCUUCUGUCUUUUUUUCAGGGCUUGUUGCUUUUUUUAUCUGGAUUUUUUUUGUUAAGCUUGGUGAAGAGAACUCAGCCACUUGCAGUUGUUUUAUGUCAAACAACAGCUAUGUUAGGCAUGGGGCCAGUUUUUUGUGUUUGUUUUUUUUUGGGGGGGGUUUUAUUGCACCUUUUAAAAUGAAGUUUUGCUACUAUUGUACUUCCUUUCCUGCUGUCUUGUAUCAUUUUUGCUGCUCACAUAUGCAGAAUGUGGCAACAUUAAUAGCAUGUUUCCAAAGAAGCCUAAACAAACAGCUGAAUCAACAAUGCUUUAAUAAUAUCUCAAUGUCAGUAUUUGACAAAGAUAUAAUAGUGGGGAAAGGCAUUUCCACUCACCAUCAUCAUAACACAGAGGAAGAUAUAAGUAAUAGCAUAUUUUAUGUUGAAAACACCAUGUCUGUGAAUGCAUAGAAAAAACUGAAUUAUAUCAACUCCAUGCAAAUCAUUUGAUAGAGAUAGUAUCUGAAUUGUUGGAUUUUUCAAAAUUUUUGCAUGUACAUAAUCAAUAUCUGUUGUUAUUUGAAUUUCUGUUGUAUGUGCAAGGUAUGUGCUUGAAACUACUAAGGUUGGCUAGUUGUUUUGUGACUGCAAUUGCUGAGAAGAAAAUGAAUCUUUGCAAGAAAUAUGCAGUGUGCGGAGGUGAGAGGCAUCAUGAAGGCAAGAUGAAAGCUGGAAGGAAGAGAUAAGAGAAACUAGAGGCCACUGAAUGAAAUAAAAGAGUAUUUUAUCUA